Fusarium redolens is the source of this 1410-nucleotide messenger RNA. RefSeq lists its product as uncharacterized. Lineage: Eukaryota; Fungi; Ascomycota; Sordariomycetes; Hypocreales; Nectriaceae. The record is from RefSeq and is a predicted model, not a curated record. Gene Ontology annotation, cellular component: cytoplasm; cytosol; nucleus. Gene Ontology annotation, molecular function: arginase activity; manganese ion binding. The transcript has a single exon. Bases 461 to 1366 code for a protein of 301 amino acids.
AUAUCUCCAGGUCUAGGCUAUGGGUCAUUCUGUGGAGUUGCAAUCAUUGAUCAAGGGUGUUGUUAAAAUGCGCGCCCUUUGGUAGACGAGUCAGAGCCAGAACCGCCAGUGACUACUAUCUGACUCAAUCUUGACCCCAAUUCCGUCAGGCUCAAGGUAAGAACGGCAUGAUUCUUAGAGGCUUAAAGCAAGGACUACAUUAUCCUUCUCUUGAUAUUUCUCAGUGAUUGGUUAAAGCCUUGGAGAUACCUGCCUGAUAUCCAUACUGCUUCGGCUUUGGCAAGGGUCAAAGGGUUACCACGAUCGCAUUUAUAAGAGGAGAACUGGUCUUCCCCUUGAAUACUUCGAGUCGUCAUCGAAUAAAUUCCCAUUGUUAUGAGUCAACAUCACUAGCUCACAAGAAGCCUUACUCUACGUCUCCCACAACCCACAAGAGUACACAUCCUUGAUCAUACUCAAUAUGUCUGCCGCAAAAUCCAUCACUAUUAUCUCUUCUCCCUAUCACCUUGGUAUCCGAGAUGUUGCCGUCGGCGCUGGACCAACAGCGCUUCUCAAUGCUGGUUUCGUCGAGGCAAUUCGCAGCCUGGGCGUGGCUGUCAACCAAUUCGAGCUCGAACCUGUUGAUGACUUUGAAGGCGAUAUCGGUCGCCUUUUUGAGCUUUUGCGUCGCACUUCCAAGGCUGUGGCAGAUGUGGUUCGGAAGGGUUCCUUUCCUGUCAUCUUGGCUGGUAACUGUUCAACUACUGUUGGUGUCCAAGCCGGUAUAGCCACUGCUCUUGGAAAAGUGCCUUCUUGUGUUUGGUUCGACGCUCACGACGAUUUCAACACGCCUGAUGUUCUUAAGAGUGGAUAUCUUGACUCAAUGCCUGUUGCCAUGAUGGCAGGUCUGUGCUGGAAAACUCUCCUAUCCAGCAUCCCUGGUUUCGAAGCCUUGGAUCUCAAAGAUAACCUUGUGCAUUGUGGUAUGCGAGAUGUGACAGAUCUUGAGCGCUCUCGAGUCGAGGAAGCUGGCUUUCCUGUCAUUUGGGGAGAUUUAGAGGAUCAUGUUGACUUCGAAGGUGAACUAGGCAAGGUUCUUGAUGGGAAUAGGUUUAGCCAAACGAUGGUGCACUUGGAUCUUGACGCCCUCGAUAUCUCUGUCGGUAAUGUCAAUAAGUUCUCUGCGCAUGGUGGAUUGCUGGAGGAUGAUCUAGAGAAAUGCCUGAAGAUGAUUCCUUCAAAGGCGAAGCCGGUGUCACUGACGGUUGCAUCGUUUGAUCCUUCUUAUGAUGUACAGGGAACUAUUGAACCUGUUGCUAUCAAGGGGGCCGUUGCUUUCGUUCAGAGCUUGGUUUCACAGGGAUUUCUUGAAGGGUCCUCGGAUUAAGUAGUAGAGAUAGACCGUAUGAGAAUGAAAACUUGAUUCAUAUC